This is a messenger RNA of Exophiala dermatitidis NIH/UT8656, 2157 nucleotides long. RefSeq names its product molecular chaperone HtpG. Gene Ontology annotation, cellular component: perinuclear region of cytoplasm; protein-containing complex; cytosol. NCBI's taxonomy places the organism in Eukaryota, Fungi, Ascomycota, Eurotiomycetes, Chaetothyriales, Herpotrichiellaceae. Gene Ontology annotation, biological process: protein stabilization; cellular response to heat; protein folding. Gene Ontology annotation, molecular function: ATP hydrolysis activity; ATP-dependent protein folding chaperone; ATP binding. The transcript is spliced from 3 exons. The record is from RefSeq and is a predicted model, not a curated record. The coding region runs from base 55 to 2157 and encodes 700 amino acids.
GUACUUUAGAGAUACCCCUUCACCUUACCUAAUACCUCCCACACAACCGCAGCCAUGGCGGAAACAUUUGAAUUCCAGGCUGAGAUCUCUCAACUCCUCUCCCUCAUCAUCAACACUGUCUACUCCAACAAAGAGAUCUUCCUGCGAGAGUUGAUCUCAAACGCAUCUGAUGCACUAGACAAGAUCCGAUAUGAGGCCCUCUCGGACCCAAGCAAAUUGGAUUCGGGCAAGGACCUCAGAAUCGACAUCAUCCCCGACAAAGAGAACAAGACCCUCACCAUCCGGGAUACCGGUAUUGGCAUGACCAAAGCUGAUUUGGUCAACAACCUCGGAACGAUUGCCCGAUCUGGCACCAAACAAUUCAUGGAGGCCUUGUCUGCCGGUGCUGAUAUCUCCAUGAUUGGUCAAUUCGGUGUCGGUUUCUACUCUGCCUAUUUGGUUGCCGACAAGGUCACUGUUGUCUCGAAACACAACGAUGACGAACAAUACAUCUGGGAGUCCAGCGCAGGCGGUACCUUCGUUAUCAAGCAAGAUACCGAGGGCGAGCCACUUGGCCGCGGAACCAAGCUGAUCCUGCACCUCAAGGAUGAGCAACUCGACUACUUGAACGAGUCCAAGAUCAAGGAAGUCGUCAAGAAGCACUCCGAGUUCAUCUCCUACCCCAUCUACCUCCACGUGAAGAAGGAGACCGAGAAGGAGGUCCCUGACGAGGAGGCCGAAGAGGUCGAGGAAGACGGCGAGAAGAAGACCAAGGUCGAAGAAGCCGAAGACGAAGGCGAAGAGAAGAAGAAGAAGACCAAGAAGGUCAAGGAGAUCAAGGAAGAAGAAGAAGAACUCAACAAGACGAAGCCGAUCUGGACUCGCAACCCAUCAGAGAUCACCCAAGAGGAGUACGCUGCCUUCUACAAGUCGCUGUCCAACGACUGGGAGGAUCACCUUGCCGUCAAGCACUUCUCGGUUGAGGGUCAGCUAGAGUUCCGCGCCAUCCUCUUCGUGCCCAAGCGCGCUCCAUUCGAUCUCUUCGAGACCAAGAAGACCAAGAACAAUAUCAAGCUGUACGUCCGACGUGUCUUCAUCACUGACGAUGCUACCGACUUGAUCCCUGAGUGGCUUGGCUUCAUCAAGGGUGUGGUCGACUCUGAGGAUCUGCCUCUCAACCUGUCUCGUGAGACCCUUCAACAGAACAAGAUCAUGAAGGUCAUCAAGAAGAACAUUGUCAAGAAGUGCCUCGAGCUCUUCAAUGAGAUUGCUGAGGACCGUGAGCUCUUCGACAAGUUCUACUCUGCCUUCAGCAAGAACAUCAAGCUUGGUAUCCACGAGGAUGCUCAGAACCGCCAGGCUCUGGCCAAGCUGCUCCGCUUCCAUUCCACCAAGUCUGGUGAGGACACCACCUCCCUUACCGACUACAUCACCCGCAUGCAGGAGCACCAGAAGCAAAUCUACUACAUCACCGGCGAGUCCCUGAAGGCUGUCCAGAAGUCUCCUUUCCUUGACGCUCUCAAGGAGAAGAACUUCGAGGUCUUGUUCUUGGUUGAUCCCAUUGACGAGUAUGCCAUGACUCAGCUCAAGGAGUUUGAUGGCAAGAAACUUGUCGACAUCACCAAGGACUUCGAGCUUGAGGAGACCGAUGAGGAGAAGAAGGAGCGUGAAAAGGAAGAAAAGGAGUUCGAAGGUCUUGCCAAGAGCCUGAAGAACAUCCUCGGCGACAAAGUGGAGAAGGUCGUCGUCUCCCACAAGCUCAUCGGCUCCCCAUGCGCCAUCCGCACUGGCCAAUUCGGCUGGUCCGCUAACAUGGAGCGUAUCAUGAAGGCCCAGGCUCUCCGUGACACUUCCAUGUCCUCUUACAUGUCGUCCAAGAAGACCUUUGAGAUCUCUCCCAAGUCUCCUAUCAUCCGUGAGCUGAAGAAGAAGGUUGAGGCUGAUGGCGAGAACGACCGCACUGUCAAGUCCAUCACCCAGCUGCUCUUCGAGACGUCGCUGUUGGUGUCUGGCUUCACCAUUGACGAGCCUGCCAGCUUCGCUGAGCGCAUUCACAAGCUGGUUUCUCUCGGCUUGAACAUCGAUGAGGAUACUGAGACUCAGGAGGAGAAGACCGAGACCGAGGCCCCUGCCGCUGAGGCUACCACUGGCGAGACUGCCAUGGAGGAAGUCGACUAG